GGCAACGCCACAAACGAAUGCACUACACUAAUUUGAAAAUCAAAUUCCAAUCAAUUGAAAAUGCUAGACUACUUUUCGGUGUUCGUUCUUGCGAUAUUGACGUUGUCGUACGUUGUGGGCGAGUUGGUUCAUUUUAUGCCUGGAGUGUUGAGCCAACAAAUGUCACAGGAUUUGCAUUAUGGGGAUCAAAAAUGCUUUUCCACCAAUUCACAAAACGCCACAGUGUGUCUUAAGAUCCAGAAUGAAAGUCAGUGCGAACUGGAGAACCCCACGUGCGAAUUCAUCUACUCUGGCCAAGGAAUCGAAUAUCAAGUGCUGGCCGGACCAGCUUUUUCGAUCCCAUUCACUUGUGGGUCGUUGAUUUGGGGAGCUAUAGCUGGCCAAGGGCCAAGGCCCAGAUUGGUUGGGAUUUGCACCCUUUUGUUCAGCGUCUGUUCGGGCUUGUUUGGAGUAUCCCGAGCAUAUUGGCAAUUGGUUGUCCUGCGAGUUCUCUGCGCUUUUGGAGAAUCUGGACUUCGACCGCUAGCCUCAUCGAUUCUACCAGAUUUGGUUAAGCCUGAACGGCUGGGAUUGGCCAAUGGAUGUUUUUCUCUUGGAAUCAUGUUUGGAUAUGGUUUGAGUUUCGCUAUGGGAAAUUACUUUUCUUUGGUUACCUCACUGGGUUGGAGGGCUUGCUUUGCACUAAGUUUUAUAGCCGGAUCCAUUGUUGGGAUUGCUCUCUUGUUCAUCAAAGAUUUCGGUAAUAGAGAAAUGCGGAUAAAUGAGACAACUGCGCUGAUAACACAGGAUGACUCAAAAACAACUUCAAAACCUUUGAAUUGCCUAUCCAAAUUCGCAGAAUUCAAGCAAACCAAGAUGGUUCUGAUGUUGAUAGCUGCUUCGUUGCGGCAAACAGGAGGCGAAAGCUUGUCCAACAAUACUCAGUUGUAUUAUGACCAGUAUUAUCCAGAAGUGAAUCCUGGUUUAUGGCUCACCACAUGUUCCAUAGUGGGUGGAACAAGUGGAUUACUCUUGGGCGGAUUAUUGUCAGACUUUGCCAAACGGAGGAUGGGGAUUCGAGCGCGAUUUUGGGUCUUAACAGCCUCUCAACUACUCUCUACGCCGUUUGCUUGGGCGAUGCUACUCCUACCUCCUCCGUGGUCUUAUGUUGCUCUUCUGUUAUACUACUGCUUGGGUAAGUUCGACCCAAUGCAUUCGAGCACAUCAAAAAAUAAUUUUAGAGAUAUCAAUGUCCUAUCAUUUUCAGCAGAGACAUGGUUAGCAAUUUUGUUCGCCAUUUUGAUUGAGCUAACCAAACCCAGAAAUCGAGCAAUGACAUCCGCGAUCUUUGUUUUUGCAAUGAAUAACUUGGCCGGACUUCUAUCGCUUUUGGUGGAUCCUUUGUCUAAGAUUCUGAGCUUUCGCUUAGCACUCAUGAUCAUGUGGCCUUCCUUCAUUAUUCUAGGUGGAUUGACAUUUGGCAUUUCAACUUUGGUCAAAUAAAAACAUUGAUCAAAGUGUUCAAACUUCUCCUAAUUAUUGGUCAGGAUUCCAGAAAUCACCAUAUUUUCCAAAGCGUUACGACAAUAAUUAUUAAAAAGUACACAGAGUCCUUUCAAGCAAGUAGAGAUUUUGAGAACGCCAGCAUCGCGAGUUCUGUAAAUGCGUUGUCG
Molecule: messenger RNA, 1652 nt
Organism: Tigriopus californicus
Lineage: Eukaryota; Metazoa; Arthropoda; Copepoda; Harpacticoida; Harpacticidae
Exons: 7
Coding region: 61-1482 (473 amino acids)
Biological process (GO): transmembrane transport
Cellular component (GO): membrane
Molecular function (GO): transmembrane transporter activity
Source: RefSeq, a predicted model, not a curated record